CAUUUUCUGAUCCUCCAGUCUUCCCACAAUCUGUCAUAUUAGACCAUAGCUGCCUCUCUGGAUGAGACGGACCGAACAUUGUGCGCCCUCAAGCGUCCACGGUCGCCUCAACACAAGCCCGUUGUCUUCUUUUUUAUAUAUAUAGGUUAUAUUAUUUAUUCUCCCCCCCCCCCUCCUUCAUUGAGAUGACAGCAGACCCGCCUGAGCGCUGCCUGCGGCGCCGACGCGCCGUCUCUCCAGCUGACAUUUGACGCAGAGCAGCGACGCACACGCACGCAGAGCCGGGGACAAGCGUCGGAGGAGGAGGGGGGGUCCAACUACCUGUUUGCUUCCCCGGGCUCAUGCGGGAUUCCUCCUUUUCAUGGAAACAACAGACUGAAGAUGUGAGAAAUGUCGCUUCAUUUCCAUCCAGCCGAGGCUCGUUGAAUCCACCCACUGAUCCACUUUGCGCAAGUUAGGACAUAAAGAGCGGCGCGGCGCGUGUGCUGAGAUUGCGCCUGCGCUCCGGGGGAAGAUGAAGGUGAAGGGUGCCGGGGAAGCGGCGGCGAGCCUGCGGGGGAACUCGCAGUGAAUCGCGGCAGAGUUGAGGAGGAGGAGGAGGAGGAGAAGGUGCUGAAGAGCCAGAGAGGUGUGUGUGUGUGUGUGUGUGCGCGCGCGCAGAAGGCGAUGACCGCGUCUCCUCACCUGGACCUCGGGCUGCUGCUGCUGCUGCAGCUGCUCCUGGGCUGCCUGCAGACACCAGGGAUGGUCGGAGCAACUGUGCCAGCAGCCCCUGUGAAUGUAUCGGUGACCCAGCUCCGGGCACACUCGGCCAUGGUGACCUGGAACGUCCCGCAGGGAGACACUGUCAUCGGAUACGCCAUCUCACAGCAGAGGCAGGACGGCCUGAUGCAGCGCUCCAUCCGAGAGGUGAACACGUCCAGCCACUGGUGUGUGCUGUGGGACCUGGACGAGGACACGCACUACAGCGUCCAGGUGCAGUCUGUCGGGCCACAUGGUGACAGCCCGCCCAGCCGUGCCGUCCACUUCAGAACUCUGGAGAGAAGUGACCAUUAUCCGGCCGGAGUCCUGGACCAACAUGAGCCGGCGAUGGAAGGUCUGGGCAUGACUCCCCAGCUGCAGACAGGGGAGCUGCUCAUCAUCACCACCGUGCUGCUGCUGUGGGCGGCCGUCAUCGCCCUGUUCUGCCGACAGUACGACAUCAUCAAAGACAACGACUCCAGCAGCGCCAAGGAGAAAACCAAGAGGCCGCUGGUCCGCGCCACUCCGUCCUACUACAACGCUUCAGCCGGCAGCUCGCCCGUCUACCACAACGGAGCCGUGCGCAGCAGCAGGCUCCACAGAGCCUCCUCCUCCAUCAGCAUCAUUAGAGUCUGAGUCGGGACGGUGGCGUUAAGACUCGCUGCACCAGGACGGGGUGUGGAGCGGACGAUUUAUAGACCUGCUGGAUACGAGACUGUAACUCAUUGUAAAAUAUGGAGAAAGUGAGAGGCACUGCCAUUCAAAUGGAAUUUCAUAUCUCACGGAGGUGCUGCGGGGAGGAAGUGGGUGGCUACUGCUCUCUGGUGGCAGAAGACGGCCGCAUCAACGCAUCAUGGGAACGGCAGCAGUGGGACUUUCCCUGUAAAAUAUAUUUAUAUUUUCCACUAAUUUCCUGCUGAAGAAAAAACAUUUUCUUCUAUCUGAACUCAAAAGACCACAUGUGAGUAUUUUUCCAGCACGUCGGCCAUGUCCUGUUCGCCUCAGAGGAACGGAUCCAACGUGUGACUUCUAUAACUCUGUGAAUUAUAGAUAUUUUUUUCAAUUCAUAAUCAAUAAUUGAUACUAACAUCAAAUAGGGUGUAUUAUAUGUAAUUAAAAUAUGUAUAUAUAUAUAUAUAUAGAUAUAUAUAUAGUGGGGGCAGUUGCAUUGAACUUUUGAAUGUAUGUGACAACGACGUUUGAGGCUGAAAACGUGCAGAACUCACACUGUAAACUUUCAUAAGCAGUUUAAUUCAAACGUGAUACAAUGUCUUUUUUUGGUUAAUGUCAUUGACCUAACUUUAUUGGCUGAAUAUGAUAUCAUGAUCGUGAUGUUGUGGAGUGCAGCUUUAAUUAUUACCUUUAUAAUACCUGUAAGAAUUAGAUUGUAGCCAUUAUUAUUAUAAUUAGUUAUUAGUUAAGCUAAUUAGAGGAGGGGCUGAUUUACAAAAAAAAAAAAAGCGGGGCAGUUAAUCUCAACAUGCAAUAAGUGAAAAGUUGAUUAUGAAGUGGACUCGUGGAUUGGUUGAUUAUUAUAAUGGAAGAUGUGAUAUUUUUGUAAAUUUUUUCAUGACACGUGAAUGAGGAUUUUUCAAGGCACUUGAUUUUUUUUUCUUUGGAAAAAUCUGCAAAAUGUGAAUUUGUUUGAUAGCUUGAAGGGCGAGGACCUGUAUUAUCAUUAUUAUUUUUUUAUUUUUUUACACUGCGUCGUUUCUGUUGUUUGCGGUUCAAUUGUCGACCAAUAGCCUUUCAUCGUGUAUCAGAGGGGAUCAAGAGUCUGCUUCGCAUUUCUUAAUCUCUGCAUUCAGUUUCAAUAAACAUGAGAGACAACGAUGGUGGUAUGACAGUAUCAAACGCGUACACACAGACUAUGCUGACACCUGCACAUGUAUAUGCGCAUUAUAUUAAAUAUUCUCUAGUAAAUAAUUAGUAAUUGGAGAAAAAAAUGUGACGUACAUGUUAUCAAUACCACCAUUUGUGUCUGGGUUGAAAGCAUUACGCAGCUGUAUUUUUUGAUUUUUAUAUAUAUAUAUUUUUUUAUGUGUAAUGACAUGUGUGACAGUUUGUGUUGUGGUCAACAGAUGGCGCCUGGGCUCUAUCAGAGGCAGGUUGUGUCCUGUGAAAGGAGAUCAGUCAAAGAAAGAUGUAAGAACUGUACAUGCACAGAAAGCAGAGCAGUUCUUGAGACAAAGGUUCGGAUUAAAUCAUCUGUAAAUUCCCACAAUAUUGAACUGAGCCAGUGCAGACGGAGUGUGAAACGGAUCUUUGUUACGAAUAUUUGCUCGCACAGCCGUGAAGUGUGCUGCAUUGGCUACUGUAAAUUCAGAAAACUCACUGCUUUACAUUGAUAUUUAUAAAUAAAUAUCAAAAAAACUGUACAAUUCAUCUCGGCAGUCAUUGGAGAUGGUUUCCUCUGUCACACUGAAUAUAAUUUAAGGAAAUUAAAUACAUUUAUUAAAGGA
Messenger RNA from Scophthalmus maximus (turbot), 3203 nucleotides. RefSeq names its product fibronectin type III domain-containing protein 4-like. NCBI's taxonomy places the organism in Eukaryota, Metazoa, Chordata, Actinopteri, Pleuronectiformes, Scophthalmidae. Gene Ontology annotation, molecular function: protein binding. The coding region runs from base 667 to 1377 and encodes 236 amino acids. The record is from RefSeq and is a predicted model, not a curated record. The transcript is spliced from 7 exons.